AUGGCCAAGCAUGUCAAGUGGUCCUGUGAGAACGACUUCCUACCGGAGGAGAGUUACGAUAGCGUCGUCCAGGUGAUGUCCGAACUCUCAUCACUGGUGAACACACCGGAGGGACUUAUUGAAGCUGCUGAGCAGGGGGCAACUCUAACAUCGGAUGAUGUCCACUGGAUCACGAAGCACAUGAAAAAAGAGGAGGUUAUACAUGGCCUCUACGGUUUCGAGGAUGCUGAGACGGGUGCAACAAAUGGUGCCUGCAGCAAGAAAGGCGUAGCUUGUGACGAAGGAUCUGGAAGCCUCGGGGCAGGCACACCGUGGGAUGGUGCGAAGGUGAAGUUCUGCUAUGAUGUCGCGCUUGCCGCGAGCGCGAGAGAAGCGCUGCAAUGCGCCAUGGCAAAGAUCACAGGUCAUGUUCCCGGCAUCAUGUUUGAGAACGUGCAGUACGCCGGGCUCGACCGGUGCGGCGCGUCGCCAGCUAUUUACUUUCAGUCCAAUGGCCGGCGCAGUGGCGGCGGCUGCUGGUCAGACAUCGGCAUGUCAACUUCCCUAUUUGGUGGGAAUCAGAAAUUGAAUUUGCAAUCCCCUGGUUGCGACAACUGUGGCACGGCAACCCAUGAACUCCUCCAUGCCUUGGGAAUGGCGCACGAGCAGUCGAGACCCGAUCGCGACGGCUUUGUCACCAUCGUGUGGAACAACAUCAAGCAAGGUAUGGAUGGUCAGUUUACCAAGAACCCACGUGCAGACACCGCAAGACCGUAUGAUAUCAUGUCCAUCAUGCAUUAUGGUUCCCGAUCCUUCUCCAAGAACGGUCAAGACACAAUCCUGGUGAAGCCUAGCGGGUACCACCUUUACACGACCAAUCCUUCGCAGUUUGCGUACUAUCGCGUCGGCCAGAGAAUGGGCAUGAGCAGGCAAGAUGUGUCUCAGCUUGCUGACCUUUAUGGAUGCAGUCCAGCUAGCAACUACCAGAGUUGCCAACCUUCUGGCGGUGGUGGUGGUAGUAACUUCAUUGCCAUUUUGAGCCCAGAGGGCGCCUUCUCUGACACCGGCUGCACAGCUGCAUGCUAG
This is a messenger RNA of Symbiodinium natans, 1065 nucleotides long. Lineage: Eukaryota; Dinophyceae; Suessiales; Symbiodiniaceae. The record is from the annotation of a GenBank genome assembly.